Molecule: messenger RNA, 1274 nt
Organism: Trachemys scripta elegans
Lineage: Eukaryota; Metazoa; Chordata; Testudines; Emydidae
Gene: MRPS18B
Product: mitochondrial ribosomal protein S18B
Exons: 8
Coding region: 214-1083 (289 amino acids)
Biological process (GO): mitochondrial translation
Cellular component (GO): ribosome; mitochondrion
Molecular function (GO): structural constituent of ribosome
Source: RefSeq, a predicted model, not a curated record
AACGAAAACUGUUAAUCCUUACAACAUUUCUUUCGAACCGACGAGCCCACGCGGUAGCGAGUUAUCGAGUCAGGUGUGGCGUUAAAAAAAAUAAACUAACAAGUAAAGGCGUGACCGCACCAACGCGGUGGUCACGUGGAAGAAGAUGGCUGCUGCCAAGGCAGCUUUGAUUUGUUAAUCACCACGCAUGCGCACAGAUCACCGUACCGCAAGAUGGCGGCUUCCAGGGGCACCAUGUUACUGCGAAGGGCCGCGGGCAGCCUGCCUGGGCUGGCUCUGCUCCCGAGGCUCUUCUGGGCCCAGAGUUCCCCUGCCAUGACAUCGCCCUGGAGUGCUGUGGUCAUGCACGUCAACAUAACACAACACGGUUAUCCGGGGCUGAGACAGCCUGCCAACUUGAUUGCUGGUCCUCACCAGAUCGGGAUUGCAGCGGGAUAUGAGGCUGCUCCUGCUGCCUCGCUCCUGCGGCUCCAGCGCCCGCUGCUCCGGGUGUUCAGCACAGAGACGGACCCAGUCGCCUUUGACACCGAAUCGCGCUUUAAGGAGAAACCCUGGGAGUAUCUAGAGACGGAAGAGUACAUCGAGAGAUACGGCGACAAGCCCGUCUGGUUCGGCUAUCGACGUAACCACAAGGGAUCCAUCCCCCCUCAGAAGACCCGCAAGACCUGCAUAAGAGGAAAGACGACUGUGGGGAACCCCUGCCCCAUCUGCCGAGACCAGAAACUCCAUGUGGACUACAGGAACGUGAAGCUCCUGGAGCAGUUUGUCUGCUCCCACACGGGUGUCACCUUCCAUCCCACCCGCACAGGCGUCUGCAUGAAGCAGCAUAAACGCUUGACCCAGGCGAUUGACCAAGCUCGUGACCAUGGGCUCUUGAGCUUCCGCAUCCCCUUGGUGACGCUGCAGGGAGAGGACUACAGCAACCAGCACCAGGCUGUGACCAAGACGCCCCCCGCCCCCUCCCUGCAGAGCCAGGCACCUUGGUACCCCUGGUACGAGUGGCAGCAGCCGCCCGAAAAGGACAUUGCCAGGAUCCGCAGGAUAUACAAGAACUAUCUGAAGGAGGAGACUGGCCCGGCAUGAGGGCCCAGGGCAGGACUGGAUGGAGUGUCCUGGGGCAUGGGGGAUGGGCCACUCCUGGGGGAGCUUGGGCCUUUGGCCUCACCUGACAAGCCAGCCCUAGUCCCCACCCCUGCAGGGAUAGCGCUGGAGCUGCCCAGCUCCCGGCCAUGACUUGUCCAAGCCUUCAGUGGGGAAUAAACUGGAAGCUGCCA